AUGGCUGAAAUAACACUGACAAUACCAAGUGGUGGUGAUGACACCAAGCAGCUGGCACGAUCAUACACUGCCGGUUUUUUUAAUCACUUAACUUAUUUUCUGGCUGCUGGUGCUGUUACUUUGGGAAUUGGCUUCUUUGCUUUGGCAUCAGCUUUGUGGUUCCUGAUUUGCAAACGAAGAAAAAUAUUUCAAAAUUCCAAAUUUAAAUCAACUGAUGAGAGAUGCAGGCGAAGACCAUCAAAGGAGAAGAUUAAAUCUCAUUCUCAGUGUGUUUUUAUUUCUCGAAAUUUUCAUACUGGAAGAUUCCAAUUACAGGAAGAGCAGAGAAAAAAGAAAACAGCAUAUAUAAAAGCAAUUAAAGAUCAUUCUAAAGAUGAAUUCAGCCUUGCAACAAAAAAGGUCGUUUGUGACCCUUCAGAAACUAGCUCAGCAAUCAAUCCCACCAGUGUUAUCUUAAGCUCAUCAACAUUACCAUCUGAUUCUUGCUACAGCCAAAGUAUUGAAGCAGCUGAUGGCUGGUUUUCUGAUGAUUCUCUAGUGAAAAGGAGCUCUCCAAUGUCUUUUCUCAGGGAACCUCUAAUUGAAAAAGUAUUUUCAUACCUGUCAACCAUUCCAUUAGAAGAAUGUACUGAAACUGUACUGAAUGUGACUCUUAAUGAUGAUAAAACAGAUGAUAGCAUUAAGGAAAUAUUUUCAGGAAGAAAUACAGAGGUUGAAAUACAAAACCUUCAACAUGAUAUGGAAUGA
Messenger RNA from Rhinolophus ferrumequinum (greater horseshoe bat), 747 nucleotides. It is a transcript of the gene C9H1orf185, whose product is annotated as chromosome 9 C1orf185 homolog. NCBI's taxonomy places the organism in Eukaryota, Metazoa, Chordata, Mammalia, Chiroptera, Rhinolophidae. The transcript has 6 exons. The coding region runs from base 1 to 747 and encodes 248 amino acids. The record is from RefSeq and is a predicted model, not a curated record.